This is a messenger RNA of Diorhabda carinulata, 4362 nucleotides long. RefSeq names its product G-protein coupled receptor dmsr-1-like. The transcript has 5 exons. NCBI's taxonomy places the organism in Eukaryota, Metazoa, Arthropoda, Insecta, Coleoptera, Chrysomelidae. The record is from RefSeq and is a predicted model, not a curated record. Gene Ontology annotation, cellular component: membrane. Gene Ontology annotation, molecular function: G protein-coupled peptide receptor activity. Bases 173 to 1450 code for a protein of 425 amino acids. Gene Ontology annotation, biological process: G protein-coupled receptor signaling pathway.
AACAUUUCAGUAAAUUUCCCGCAUUGCUGGAUAGAAGUUACUAUCCAGAUAUUAUCCUGAAAAUAACCUACGGUACCGUGCGUAGUUGUGCGAAAAAAAUUCUAUUCCUCACUUGUUUCAGAUUAUUAAUCUACUAUUGAAUAACGAUUUAAAAUGAUUAACACCGUUAAGAAUGCGUUCGUGUGAAACUGAAAUGCCAGUACCACCACAUAAUCUGUCAGCAGUUAGGAUUAUCCUUCUCAAAUAUUUUCCAGCUUCAAUAAUUCUCAAUUUUUCUAACGAAGAUCUUCUGUCUAUUAUAAAUCAACGGAGAAACAGAUCCCUUAUGACAGACCAAACAACCGAUACGCUUGAAUUGGACUGUGGUGGAGAUACGUUAUUAAACUUAUCUACGGCAUACGCAGAGAAGUAUCAUGUUUACACAUCAAUUUUAGUUUGCAUAUUUGGAAGCGUUGCAAACAUUUUAAAUAUAAUAGUUUUGACAAGAAAGGAAAUGUCCAAUGCUCCGAUUAACCGCAUCUUAAGCGCGUUAGCUGUAGCUGAUAUGUUACUUAUGAUUGAAUAUAUUCCAUUUGCAUAUUAUUAUCACGACGAAAGAGGAAGGAAGGAUUUUUGUUAUUAUGGUGCUGUAUUUACUCUUUUCCAUAUCAAUUACAGUCAACUACUACAUACAAUAUCCGUUUGUUUAACGCUGUCAUUGGCAAUUUGGAGGUUUCUAGCUAUUGGAUAUCCGAAACAAAAUCAUCAGCUAUGCUCUAACAGCAGAUGCACAUUAGCCAUCUGCAUUUGUUACAUCUUACCCGUAUUCCUGUGUAUUCCGGCUUACUACAUUUUCGAAAUAUCAUCAAUAGUUAUAGAAGAGAACAAUGAAAAUAUUACUCUUUAUCACACUGAUCUAAAAGAAGAAGUAAAACAAGAUAAAACACUACUCAAAAUAAAUUUUUGGCUAUUUGCUGUAUUCAUCAAACUUUUACCUUGCUUCAUAUUAACCAUAAUCAGUAUCUGGUUAAUUAAAACUUUAUUUGAUGCCAAAAAGAGGAGACAAGUGUUAAGAGGUUACGAUUCAUUUCCUCUCACGGUAGAUGGGAAAGAAGUGAAAAGAAAAGGUAACAAAGCAGAAAGGAGAUCCGACAGAACAACGAAAAUGCUUGUAGCUGUAUUAUUAUUAUUUCUGAUCACAGAAUUCCCUCAAGGGAUAUUUGCUUUUUUUAUCGGUAUAAAAGGCCACGAUCUCUUUUUACAAUGCUACCAACCUUAUGGAGAGGUGAUGGACAUUAUGGCAUUAGCCAACGGCUCUAUAAACUUCAUUUUAUAUUGUUGUAUGAAUCGAAUGUUUAGAACUACAUUCAGUCAAUUAUUUAAACCAAGGAUUUUGGAUAAGUGGACAGGAAAUUCUUCUGAAGCGCAUACAACGACAGUGCCAAACGGGACAAAUACAACUACGUUGUAGAAGUUGGAAUAGAUGUAAAUAAAUUGUGAAUUCAAAUUUUAAUUGUAAUAUAAUAUAUUGUAAGAGUUUUUCAGAAUGUCAAUACAUAAUUAAGACAAUCCCAAAAGUGAUUAAUGCAGUUAUUAUUUAUAUUAAUUUGGACCGUUCAAUUACUAUUUUCAAAAACGUUAUUAGAAAGAAAGCGACGGCCCAUGACUUCAGAAUUCUCUUUAUAUUGUUAGUUCAAUCUUCUCAAUUUAAUCCUCUCCUCUACCCUCCAAUAUUUCUAUACCCAACUAUUCUUCUUUAGUCUUUUCAAAUUUCAAAUUCAGAUUAGUUAAUAUUGAUAAAUGCCUCAGAAGUUUGUUUUAGUUUAUAACUGCGAAUCAAAUACAAACCUCAUACUUCUGAAUUGUUUCCGGUAUAUGGAAGCGUUUUGAGUACCAUAUAUUAAAUUGUAAACACUUUUGGGAUUAAAUUUAAUAUAUUUUAGUACUGGUUGUGAUGAAUUGUUUAAGAAGUUUGUUUAUUGUCUGAAAUAUUUGCUGUUCGACUAGAGUGGCCGUACGUAAAUAUAACAGCAGCUAAUAUCAGAACUCACCAAUCCAAAGAGAUAUAUUUCUUUCCAAUAAUUGAAUUUCAUGUAAUUUUAUUAAUAAUUUUUUCAUUUAUUUUAAUGAUUUAACGUUGGAAGUAGUUCGGAAUACAAAAACUGCAAGGAACAAGUAAAUUAUAGAAUUGUAAAUGUGAAUAGUUUUCUGGCAAAAUCAAAAAUUGAAAGUAGAAACACAAACAUUUAGGUUAACAAUAAUAAAACGAAUUGUCAGUAAUUUAAGAAAAAAUCAAAACGAGUGACGAAUUUAAAUAAAUAAGAAACCGGAAAAGUAUUAUACCAAAUCAAAAAUAUUACUCGCUAUUCGCUAUACGCUAUUCAAUGAGUUAAUUGGAUCAAAUUUAAAUUUCAUUUGUGGAGCUAUAGGUAAUAUUAGUUACGAAAUCAACGUAAUUACGUACAGUACAACUUGUUAUGAGAUAUUCUCUGGCAACGCGAUUGCUACUACAGAUAUUUUCAAUUGAAUGAAAGUGAAACGUUGGAUACACCCACAUUCUGAUGAUAAUAUCGGAAAACCAACUAUACCUAUGUAAAGGUUUAGAAAUGUAUCGUGUUUGCUGAAUAUUAAGUCAAUAUCAAGCCCUAUUAAGUGAAUCACGUUUAAAAUCUUGAUCUGCAAAGUGAAACAAGUAUUAAUUUUUCGAGCUAUUUUAUUCAAUUGGAUUAAAACCCAAAGUUCACUGCACAUUUCAUUAUAUCUAACUACAGCAAAUUGUAUUUAUCUUACAAACCCAUAUACGUAUAUUAUAAGAAAUGAAACACCAAAGUGUACUUUUUUUAAUAUACAUUCCGAGCUUUAUAUAAUAUAUUUAUUUUAAGUGUCAUCAUUUUAAAUGUUGUAUUUUGACUCACAAGAAUUUAACAAUUCAUACAAAAUUCAAGAUGCUAUAAAUAAAAAUUCUCGAUUAAUCAACUCUCCGAUACGGAAUAUAUAAGUAUUCGACAGCUCGGAAUAUAUAUUAGAAGGAGUACACAUUAUUGAGUUUGUUUGCCACAGUCCCACAACAAUAAAAUUUAUAAAAAAAUAGCCUGUCGUUAAAUUUGAAAAUUGGAGUUGGUGGGAUAGGACUGGGUUGGUUUUGACGGGGAAGGUUCGAAAACCAGUGAAAUAUUUUAUUUAUAUUCUUAAUAUAUUUCCAAUCUCAUUCCUUAGAAAAUUCAAAAAAUUAAUUAACAUAUAAUUAAUAUUUAAUAUCAUGAUUAUUCAAAUUUCAAGACUAAUUUGAUUAUUUUUCAUUACAUCAUCAUCCUUCGUUUAAUUCAUUAAUCCAGUACUAAUAUCCGAACUGGAAUUCAACUAAUUCAAUUAUUGGUAAAAGUACAAAUUUCUGACAUCUGGAACUUCGAUAAAUGGUUUCUACUACUUCAAAAACGUUAAACCAACGUGUUUUAUUAGGAUCCUAACCUGAGCAGAUACGGAAUUAUAACCAUAAUUUUUUUUAGUUUAUCAAUAAGAAAAACUUUUUUUGGAAGAUGUACUAUACACGUUACAGUGUCCAGGAAGCUGGGCAACAAUUAUAAAAACAGUUAUUCAAAAUUAAAAUAAAGUAAUGAAGAAGUUUUUUGGAAAGAAAAAUUCAUCGGAAUGGUUUUUUGUGAAACUAUUUUAAAUUGAGUUCACUAAGAUCGAAAUUUUAGUGAAAAUAUUUGUUUGAUGGAGGUACAUAAAUCAACAUAAACGUAAAUUUCCAUAAUUGGCACCAAAAAACGAGCUUUAGAUUGAAUUGGAAUAUUUGGUCGAAUUAUCAGAAAAUAAGUGAAUUGGAAAUAUUGCUCGCAAGAAUUUUAUUUGGUUUUAGCACAAUGGAUUUCCGGCUCAUUCAUAUAACUCAAUUGAAUCACGGUCAAAUAAUACUUUUGACAAUUAUUAGAUAGGAGAUAGUACACCAGUUCAUUGGCCACCUCAAUCACCAGAUUUCACAUAAACUGAUUUCUUAGUAGCAUAUUUGAAAUCUAAAAUUUAUAAACUUAUACACCUUGGUGUUGUUUAUUCCUAGCUCUGCGUUCUAAUAUAACCAUAACUUUCAAAUACAUCAAUGACAAACCGAUUUUCAUUUUCUUAAUUUUCAAACUGAAUUGUUAUUAAAUAUUACAAAUUUCAAAACAAUAAUAAGUAAAUAGGAAUUAGACAAUAUUUUUGGUUUUGUAUUCGAUUAGAAAAAAAGCUAUAAUUGCUUUAAAAUCAUUAAAUACAUUUUGGAGUUGUUUGAUUUGGACAUGUUUAAAAUACUGAAAAAGAUCAUACCAUAUUUUUUGCCACUGCUGUUUUAUCUUCGCAUGACCACUUUUUAUGUUUACUAAAAUAAAAAAAUACUAAAUA